This is a messenger RNA of Amoebophrya sp. A120, 3843 nucleotides long. Lineage: Eukaryota; Dinophyceae; Syndiniales; Amoebophryaceae. The record is from the annotation of a GenBank genome assembly.
AGGAUUCGAUUUUCUUGAAGAUCGCAUGGUCACUCACACUUAGAUGCGUGUAAAACCACUACUUUGCAUCUUCGAAACACGUGCACGACAACCUGAAUCGUCGUCUCGCAUUAAACUAGAAUCGAGAAAUUGUCUACGAGAACAAAACAUGGUCCUCUCCCUUCUGUCCGACUCGGUUUCAGCCAUAACCCACUGGCUCGGACCGCACCAGGAAGGAGUCGUAACUCUGCAGCAGCCCGCACCCCCCUCCCUGAAAGAACCGCAACCCUGCGGCGGGUGGUGCUUCCACGAUUUUGUGGAGGCGUUUUUCAACGUCAUCCUUUCCCCCUUCUUGGGCCCCUCCACCACCACGGUCGACCCGAUCGCCGCCGCCUACGUCUUAUCAAAUGUAAAAGUGUCUGGGUCUGGAAGGGUGGAACUUGUGAUGCUAACUUUGGACUCUAAAAAAAUCUGUAUUGCAUGACCAGCAAUAGGAGCCCAGUGUGUGCUACGCGGGGAGGGCGUUUGUCAUGCGGGAUAGGCAUCAGGAAGGCCUCUAAAAAUAUGUGACGCCAGAUCAUGCAUUACAGACAUUCUGAGUCAUGGAAAAUAUGCAUGACAAACCUGGCAACCUUCCAGACCCAGACAUUUUUACAUUUGACACGUCUCCGGGAUUUGCGUUUCUCUCAUGUCCUUCGUCGGCGUCGUCACCAUCGGGCUGCUGAACAUCGACAGCAUCAAGGGGCCGGUCGAGUAUCUGUCACUCUCCUUUGCGGGCUCUGCACUCGCUGGGGACGCGUUGAUGCAUCUGUUGCCGGAGUGUUACGGUGCGCAUUCGCACGAGCCCGCUGGAAGUUCAUCUUCGGGCGGUGAUAUGCAUGAUCACAAACAUGAUGACCAUCACGAUCACGGCGCAGGAGGAGAUUGCUGCGGCGGUGUGAUGUACUACGGUUUAAUGGCGGCCAUUGGGGGAAUUGCGCUUUUGCUGUUGGUAUCACACGCAAAUAUGUCUGGGUCUGGAAGAUUCUGAGACUUGUCAUGCUAGUCUGGCACGACUCUAAAUUCUGUAUUGCGUGCCCGCGAAGAGGUCCGCUUGUCUGUCAUGUAAAAAACGCGGAUUCUCAUGCGGAGUACGCAACUCAGAAGCAGCGAAAAACUUGUCAUGCUGGGGAGCGCGCAUCACAGUGUGUGUGUGUGCUCACUAUUCCCUUCCUUGCGUCACAGGUUUCCAGACCCAGACAUGUUUGCAAUGCAUAGUUGGACGGCUUGGUUGAUCACGAUCACGAUGAAGAAUUGACAGGACAUCUUCACGAGUCACAUUCAGCACGAGAUGAAGACCAUCUUCACUACGGCGACGCGAGCCCAAGGACAACGUCCACUGCACGAGGAGGCCGAGGAGGCAAUGAUGGAUCCCCAACUGAUCAACACAAGAUGCGUUCGGCUUCUAGCGACAAGACGAAGAUGAAACAGGCAAAGGGCAGCACAACUACGAGCAAAACCACAGCAACCCUACAACAACUCCACAAUCAACCAAAGAUCAAGUCGUUCGGGUUAGCAAACCUCAUCGUGGAAAUCGUCCACAACUUUGUCGACGGCCUGGCCAUCGGCGUCGCUUUCACCACCGGGAACAAACUUUCUGGCUUCAAUACCACGCUCGCGAUCGUCCUGCACGAAAUUCCGCAGGAACUGGGCGAUUUCAUGGUGCUCCGCCUCGCCGGCUUCCCGACGAAGAAGCUGCUGUUUUGGAACUUUUUGGUCAGUUUAUCCACGCUCGUGGGGAUUUUCUUGUCGACUAUGAACUGCAAAAGUAUCGUACUCGUUUAAAUGCAUUACAAAUUUCCUCAGGGUGAGAAAUGAAAUUUGUAAUGCGGAUUUACCUUGAGGAAAAAACUUGUAAUGCAUGACUGUACGGCACUUUUGCACAGGAUAUCGACCACCGUGCUGCAACUGGAGCAGAUGAAGACGGUGAAGAAAACCCUUGUCGCCGUCACCGCGGGCUCGUUUUUGUCUUUGUCCUUCUACAUGAUCUUCCCGCAGGUGAAAAAAUCGAUUUUUGUCCACACCAAAUCCUUAUCCUGUGCAAAAGUAUCGUACUCGUAGUAAUUGCAGUCAUGCAUUACAAACUUUUUUCCCAAGGUAAAUCCGUAUGACAAAUUUGAUGUCUCAUGCUGAGGAAAUUUAUUUAAUGCAUUUUUUAUACGAGUGCGAUACUUUUGCAAUGCAUAAUCCUCCACGGUAAACUCCAGCCGGAAGCUUGCCAUGCUGUAUUGCGGGAUUGUGUCCUUCUUCGCGUUGUUUCUGGUUUACCAGGUCGGAGUGUUGGAGGAGUCUGCGGCGCAUGGGGGACAUGAUCAUGGGCACGAUCAUCAUGGACAUGGGCAUGACAAUCAUCAUGAUCAUCAUCACGAACUCGCUGCGGCCUCUGCGGCUCACCAAAAUCAUCAUCACCACCAUCACGACGAGGAAAGUCACCAACACGCGGUCUUAGGCGAGUGCACAACUUCACCCCUCCCCCCAUUUGUAAUGCGAAAUACCGAGCCCAGCUCUUGCCCUUAAGCAUAAGCACUGCGCGCAUGACAAGUUUUGGACGUCCAAUCAGGACUGCAAUUCAUGUCCGGAUUUGUCAUGCAAAAGCUACAUUCGUGGCCUUCCUUCUGUUGCUGCUCCUGCUAUACAAAUGAGGGGGAGCGGGAGUCUCCUGCACUCCCAUAGGUCCACGACGCCAUUCACAAGGCGCAUCUGCAACAGCACUACAAAAACCACGCGGAGCAGCACCGAGACGCCGUGAAACAGGCGGUCGAGGUAUCCACAGCAAACCUCCCGUACACGUACGUCGAAUGCUGUCUCUGCAUGACAGCACUUGCCUUCAAUUCUAGUCCGCAUGACAAGUUAGACACUUCUCCAAGGUAGCGAAAUCUAUCAUGCAUUUUAUGCAUGUAGGGGAGAUUUGUAUUGCAUAUGAAGCGGCCGGUGGGGAGGAGAAUGUGGUCCACAUGCAUCAUGACUACGCAAGAAAAAAACUGUGUAAUAUAGUCUAAAUUUGUGUUGCAGAACAUGCAACAGAGUUACGCCUAUCAUGCCAGACAGCCAUGAAGCCCUCUUUUCAUGUGUGUUUUGCCUUACAAGCCACGCAUGACAGGUCUUCUCUGUCAUGUAGACUAAAUUUGUGAUGCUGUUCCUUAAAGAAAGUCACACUUGCACACUUUUUGUUUUUUUUCUGGAUAGUGACACCGUGUCGGUUAGUAGUAGUACAGCACACGCGAGCACGACGCACCACCAGCAGCAGGUCCUUGAGCAAGGACAACAACAUGUAGGUGGUGCUAGUAGUGCAACAACUUCGGAACAAGCAGGUGGGGCUUCUGUAGUUGCGCCGCCACCGAAACCGCCGGCGAGGAGGGACGUGUAUUCGGAGCUGUAGAUGAACAGGUGGUGGGUACUAGAAGUACUUCCACGGAGAUCACCAUCACGCGAAUCUGCUUCCGUCAAGUUCAAGGACGAGGACGCUGUACAAGGACGAGAUCUUCAUAGUGGUUCCGACAGACUACAGCAGGAGGAGCGAGUGAGUGGUUAGAAGAUGAUGUAAUCCCAGAUGAAGAAGUGGAAGUCCUUCGAACGAAAGAACUUCUUGCUACACGUCCAGGCAAACAGGCAAAACUACUUGAUUUGGAGUGACUGACUGAAGAGUUCUUUGUAAAAAGCGUCGAGAUGAAGAUCAUAGUUAGGAGCUUACAUCAGGCUUGCGGGUGCUGAAGAAUUGCCAGCUGAAGCUGCAAGGAUGCGUAUUUGACAACAGUAGAGGUCGCAGCUGCGAGCACCACAGGAGCGUAACACAUGAGCUCCGUCGUGGUCUUACGAAAGUUCGCG